This is a messenger RNA of Spinacia oleracea (spinach), 1048 nucleotides long. Its product is annotated as GTP-binding protein SAR1A. The transcript is spliced from 3 exons. The coding region runs from base 207 to 785 and encodes 192 amino acids. Gene Ontology annotation, biological process: intracellular protein transport. Lineage: Eukaryota; Viridiplantae; Streptophyta; Magnoliopsida; Caryophyllales; Amaranthaceae. The record is from RefSeq and is a predicted model, not a curated record. Gene Ontology annotation, molecular function: GTPase activity; GTP binding.
CGAGUAUAAGAAAGUACGGCUUGUUUGUCUUUUGCUUUUUCAUCAUCUCUCUCUGUCUCUUCCUCUAGGGUUUGUUCAUCGCUCUAGAAUCUUUUCUUCCCUAAUUUACAUCGGAUUUUUCUUUCCUUGUGAAAUUCCGUCGUUUCUUCGCUUCGAUUCUCGUACCUUAGAAUUCUUUGUUUUUGUUAAUUGAGUUGCGAUAAACGAUGUUUUUGGUCGAUUGGUUCUACGGUGUUCUUGCUUCACUUGGAUUAUGGCAGAAAGAAGCUAAGAUCUUGUUCUUAGGUCUCGAUAAUGCCGGAAAAACCACCUUACUUCAUAUGUUGAAAGACGAGAGAUUGGUUCAACAUCAGCCAACUCAGUAUCCAACAUCUGAAGAACUCAGUAUUGGUAAAAUCAAGUUCAAGGCCUUCGAUUUGGGAGGACAUCAGAUCGCUCGUCGCGUCUGGAAAGAUUACUAUGCCAAAGUGGAUGCGGUGGUUUAUUUGGUGGAUGCUUUUGACAAGGAGAGGUUCGCUGAGUCCAAGAAGGAGCUGGAUGCUCUCCUCUCUGAUGAAGCAUUGGCCAGUGUUCCGUUCCUGAUUUUAGGGAACAAAAUCGACAUACCUUAUGCAGCUUCUGAAGAUGAGUUGCGCUAUCAUCUUGGUCUGUCCAACUUUACCACUGGUAAGGGGAAGGUUAACCUGGCAGAGUCCAACGUCCGGCCUAUGGAGGUAUUCAUGUGCAGCAUUGUCAGGAAAAUGGGUUAUGGGGAGGGCUUCAAGUGGCUUUCGCAGUACAUUUAAAAUAGGUUCUUCUUAGCUUUUUGUAUGCCUUACAAGUUACAAGUUUAGAUGCUAUUCCCACCUGAAUUUAAGCUGUAUGUGUUGUGUAGUUUAGAUGGAUGUUUUCAGUUGCUGGUUGAUUGGCAUUAUGACAAAUUGACUAAGAUAGGCCAGUUUUUCAUAUAUGGGUGUGCAUAACGAACGUUGUGAUUGUAACAGUUUUAUUUAGUUAAAAAUUGCUGCUGAAGUACAUUUGUAUGCGAUUAUAGCACCUAUUUGUUUUA